Molecule: messenger RNA, 1523 nt
Organism: Thamnophis elegans (Western terrestrial garter snake)
Lineage: Eukaryota; Metazoa; Chordata; Lepidosauria; Squamata; Natricidae
Gene: MLKL
Product: mixed lineage kinase domain like pseudokinase
Exons: 10
Coding region: 83-1429 (448 amino acids)
Biological process (GO): protein phosphorylation; cell surface receptor signaling pathway
Molecular function (GO): ATP binding; protein kinase activity
Source: RefSeq, a predicted model, not a curated record
AGGAAUUGCAGGAGGUUUUUGCUGUGUUUUUUGUGAAAACACAAGAGAAAGCCGAGGAGAAGACAUCUUAGAGACUCGAGCCAUGGAAAUCGUGGAUCACAUUCUAGCCGUUGCGAAUGUCAUCUACGGGCAAUAUCAGCACAUGAAGUACUGCAAGAAGCAGAAAGAGCGCCUUGUCAAGCGCAUGGAGGUCCUCCUGAGGCCUCUUGCGCUCCUCAAGGCUCAGCCCCCCAGCAAACUGUCCUCCAGUCUGACAUGGAUGCUGCAGAGCAUGCUGGACCUUUUGCUUGAAGCCCAGGGACUCUUUGAGAAGUACAAAAACCAUAACAUGCUGGAGAGGUUCAUGAAGGCUGGGGAGAUGCUGGAAGAGUUUGCAAACCUGAAUGAGCGCUUUGGUGAUACGGGCCAAGGACUUCUGCUGCAGCUCCAGGUGGAGCAGAAGGUGCUAGUGAGCUUCCAGAAGUGCGUGGUGAGCAAGGAAUGCUGCCAAGAUCUGGCGGAAGACAAAGUUUGCUGGAAGGAGAUGGCCAAAGGGCAGAAGGAAGAAGCUCAAAUGGAAAUCACAGAGAUCGACAGGCACUUCUUAACAAAGAUGGCCUUUCUGUCGGAGAUGAAAGACCACGUCCUGUACAAAGGAGAAUAUUACAAAAGUCCGGUGGCCGUCAAAGUCUUCAAAAACCCCAUGACCAUCAACACCAAGAAAGUGAGGCAGAUCUUCGAGGAGGAGAUCAGGACCCUGAAGAGGCUGGAGUCCUCCUACAUUGUGCGCUUGUACGGCAUCUGCAUUGAUGAAAGCGGGACAGUUCCACAGUUCUCCAUAGUCACUGAGUAUUGUGAGAAGGGCACCCUGCGGGAAGUGUUGAGAAAAGAACAGGACCUGCCCUGGAAGAUUCGCUGCGACAUGGCUUCGGAUGCGGCCGCUGGGCUGUACAGGUUGCACCAGACAGGAGAGAAGUGCCAACUGCAUCGUUGCAUCAACAGUUCCAAAUUCUUGGUUGCCAAGGGCUACUGUGUAAAGUUGUCAGGAUUUAAACUGGACCAAACUGAGUCAUCCAUCGGUCGAAAAAACAAGGAUAAAGUCUCCAGGCCGGUGUCUUCUUUAGCCUACAUCUGUCCAGAGGGCCUGGCCUCUUUACACCACCCAUACAACUUGGCUAGUGAAAUAUACAGCUUUGGGAUUGUGCUAUGGGAGAUCGCAACUGGGAAGCUCCCCUUUACAGGCUGCAACUCUCAAGAAAUCUAUGAGAAGGUUCAUAAGCAAAAAGUACAGGAGCCUUUGUCAGAAGACUGCCCGCCCUAUUUACGGGAAAUCAUCAACCAGUGUCGCAGUUAUAACCCUUCCAAGCGCCCAACUACUGAAGUUAUUGUGAACCAACUCCUCAUUGACCAGGAUGAUAACGGCAGCAACUUCAUGAGGGAAAAUCAGUGAUUGUGGGAGAUACGUUCUAUCAUCUGAACUGUCUCUCUUUUUUCCUACGUUGUUAAGUAAGCUCCCCGUUGGAAGAGCGAGUGCGUUCAGAGAA